This is a messenger RNA of Lutzomyia longipalpis, 1665 nucleotides long. Its product is annotated as zinc finger CCHC domain-containing protein 8 homolog. The transcript is spliced from 2 exons. Gene Ontology annotation, cellular component: catalytic step 2 spliceosome. The record is from RefSeq and is a predicted model, not a curated record. Lineage: Eukaryota; Metazoa; Arthropoda; Insecta; Diptera; Psychodidae. Gene Ontology annotation, molecular function: RNA binding. Bases 95 to 1564 code for a protein of 489 amino acids.
GUUAUGUUCAACUUUACCAUAAAAGCUUUUUUUUUGUUUGGAAUUUUGAGUGAUAAAAAUUAGAGGGAAAUUCCUUGAAAAUCCCAUUGAAAUCAUGUCCGAAGCCCUAGAUCUCAACGCCAGCGAUUGCAUCGUGCUGGAGGAACACAUUUCCGUAGUGGACCUGGACACAACGGAGGAGGAGAUUAGCGAUAAAGCAGCGAACACGGAGGCAGAAAAGGAAAAACCGUUUGUUCAGUUAAUUUUUCAGGAUGCCGGAGCUUGUCGUGCCCUCCUGGAUAGGAUUAGACGUUGCGUCGAGGUGUACCUGAAGACACAGGAUAAGACAGUGCGGGUUGUGACGGAUGAAUCUGGAGAGAAGGCGGAAAUCUUUGCUGAUGGCAAGGAUGAUGGGACUAUCUUUAUGGUUGACAAGAAUCCCUCCACGCGGCUGAAAACCAUCGAAGUCCCCGCCUAUCAGUCCAGCGAGAGGACACUGCAUAAUGGGGAACUCCCAGAAGUUAGGCAGAGAUUGCGAAAGGUCCCCAUGUGCUAUAACUGUGGCGAUGGUCAUGCCCUGAAUGAUUGUACAUUACCACGGAAUCCCGAACGUAUCCGGAAGGCGCGGAUGCAGAUGCAGAGCAAUAAGCUGGAACGCUACCACAUGGAUAUUGAGCAGAAGUUUGCCCACCUGAAGCCGGGAUGCUGCAGUGAGAACCUGAAGAAAGCACUCGGAGUGGGAAGGAAGCACCUCCCGGGAUUUAUCUACCGCAUGCGUCUCUUGGGCUACCCACCUGGGUGGCUGGAGGAAGCAAAAGUAUCACAUUCAGGACUAAAUUUAUUUGAUUCCGAAGGGCGCAGUGUGCGUCACGAAGAUGUCGAGGACGGAGAAGUUGACGAGAUGCGUGCCAAGUACAAUCCGGAGAAGAUUAUUGACUUUCCCGGCUUCAAUGUUGACCCACCGCUUGGGUAUGUGGAUGAGUCCCAAUUCCACGGGGUGCCGGCAAUGAUGGACUACCACCGGAAGGAAGUAAUGUUUAGGAUGUUUGGCCUGGAAGAAUCCCAACCGGGGUACAAGAAGAAGCGUUUAGGGGAAUUGGAGGCAUCCAAUGGGGACACUCCCCCGCCUGUUGCUCUUGACAUGGAUAUUGAGGAAGAUUCCGAACCGAGUCCUCCGGGUGUUAAUGACGAGAGUAGUCAGGAUUCAAGAGGAGUGCGUGAGGAACCUGAAGGGGAUUCGCAGGAAGCUCAAUUAUCACCAUCUCUCGAUGAACUUCAGGCAGCACAGGAGCGACUCCUGGAAGCUCUGAGUGCCAACAGUCCUGGGAAUCCGUCCUCCCCAGCGACAAUGGAGCGCCCCAAGACACCGGAUAAUCGCGGGAAGUCCCUCUCAACGUUACCUGGUACACCAAUUCUCGUCCCCUUCUCCCCGUACUCGCACCUUCCGGAUGGAGAUAGAUGGGCCAAGGGGGUUAGUGGAGUAAUUGACUUUGAGAACCUCCCGGACAGCACGGGAAAGUACGAAAAGAUGAAGAAUGUACUGGAGAAAGUGCGGGAGAAGGUCUGCAAGAUUCACAAAGAUUAAUGCAUGUAGGAAUUAUACAUUUAUUUAAUCCAUCUUCUUUUAUCUAUACAUCAUCCUCUGGGGAUUGGUGCAUUAAAAUAAUUGUAAAUUAAACUUUUUCA